UCCCGAGGCAGUGAAAGGAUGCGCUGGCUCCGGCUAACCGGCGAUGGAAGAUGUUGGCUUCGAGUUCCUGGUGGAUGUUGUCGACAGGUUUCCAUUCCGUCAAGACUUUGCGGACAGCUUGAACCACCCAGAUCCGGUUCCUCUGGCGGUCCUCCCGCGGAUUGCUGCGAGCGCUGAGCCGGCUGAGUGGAAUGCCGUCUACUGGUGCGGCCAGCGUAUUGGCGGCGCUAGACAGGGCAGGCCGCAGGACGACGGGCGACAGCGGCGGGAGGCUUCUCCGACAAGGUCGGCGGAGUCAACGGACAGGGUGAAUCUGGAGGGUCUGGAUGGACAAAAAGGUUACGUCUUGGGAGUGCGCCGCCGGACAGAACACGUGUCCAUCUAGGACGAGUGCCCGAGAGCAGUCAAUCCGCAAGUAUGCAGAGGAACCGACAAAAAGUGUAGCUUGUCCUGAACUAUGACUUACUUUCGACUCACUUGGCGAGGCGUACUACUUCUACAAUAUGUAUUCGUGGGAGAUCGGGUUAGGGAUAAGGUAUGGCAAGCGCCCUAUAACGGUGUCAAUCCUCCAAGGCUCCAACCCCCAGGUUUGGUUUUCAUCUGCCUUAUUUUCUUUUGUUCCUUCUGGCGAUGCAUUGAUUUAGUGCAUGGAUGCACAACAGGAAGAUUGGAUGCUAGAUUUGCUAAGUUCUGUGAACAUGUUAGAUGGAACUAAAUUAAGCAUGCUAUUUGCUGAUUUUUUUUUCUGAUAUGCACACACUAACAGUGGCAUACAUGGUCGCUUAGUGAAAUUCUUUCUUAAUGUAAUUGUAUCUGGCACAGCCAAAUAGGGAAAUCAGUGUUUGUUUUUUCUGAUGGAACAGAGAAACCACAUGUUGCAUGGAUGGGGAAAAAAAAUCUAAGUAUUGUCCAGCUCUUUCGUUGCAAACUUUCAUGCUCCCAAACAGGGUGACAGAAUGUCGUGGCUACUGAAUAUGUUGGUCCUGCUGUAUUUAGCUACCUGUUGUACUACUAUAACUUCCAUAUUUGACUAUUAGAUUCCAUAUUAGGAUCAAGUUCGCGUUCGAGGAACAAUGUAUGAACAUGCUCCAAUGAAAAUGUGGUAAUUGGGUGCCAGUUGAUUAUUAUUAAUGUGUGAAAUCAUGCCGA
Molecule: messenger RNA, 1149 nt
Organism: Triticum dicoccoides
Lineage: Eukaryota; Viridiplantae; Streptophyta; Magnoliopsida; Poales; Poaceae
Exons: 3
Coding region: 44-385 (113 amino acids)
Source: RefSeq, a predicted model, not a curated record